Diuraphis noxia (Russian wheat aphid) is the source of this 867-nucleotide messenger RNA. RefSeq names its product ATP synthase subunit d, mitochondrial-like. The record is from RefSeq and is a predicted model, not a curated record. Gene Ontology annotation, molecular function: proton transmembrane transporter activity. Lineage: Eukaryota; Metazoa; Arthropoda; Insecta; Hemiptera; Aphididae. Gene Ontology annotation, biological process: proton motive force-driven ATP synthesis.
ACCAUUAACCAAUUUUUUAGUGUCAUAAUUUCUCGAAAAUUCUCUAGUGAAGUCUUGAUUGUUUGUUCAAGUUUUCGUAUUCAAUUUUAAUCUAAGAUGGCAUCUAAACGUAUAGCUCAAUCUUCUGUGAAUUGGGCUGCAAUUGCUGAACGAGUUCCAGAAGCUGACAAAGCGUCUUACUUGGCGUUCAAAGCCAAGUCCGAUGGAUAUCUUCGCAAAAUGUUGGCCUCUCCAGCUGAACCAUUAAAAAUUGAUUGGGCAGCAUAUAAAAAUAAAGUGGCCGUGCCUGGGUUGGUCGACAAUUUUGAGAAAAUGUACAAUGCAAUUAAAAUCCCUUAUCCUGAGGAUAAGUACACUCCAGCUAUUGAUAAACAUGAAAAGGAAAUUAUGAAGGGUAUUGAAGAAUUCAAAGUUGAAUCGUCAGUGAUAAUCAAAGAAGCUGAAAAAAGGAUUGCUGAAAUUAACAGUUUGCUGCCAUUUGGCCAAAUGACCUUUGAAGAUGCUGCUUAUAUUCAACCGGAAUUAACAUUGGAUUUGCAGAACAAACCAUCCUUCUGGCCUCAUCAAGAUAUUGAUUACGUGUUUGAUGAACCAGAAGCAGAAAGUCCACAAAUUGAAGAACAAAAAAAAAUUGAUGCAGCUCAUUAAAUAAAAAAAAUGAUUCAUAGUUUUCAGUUAUAAUUUUACAUCAUGGUUUUUCCCAUAAACACUUAGAAACAUAUUUAUGGUUAAAAUUUUAGAUUUUUUWAAUAUUUUAUUCAGAAUUCUAUUAUACMUUAAUUUUGUAAGAACUUAAGUAUAAUAACAUCACUUUAUACUGUAUAACACCGCUGAAUAAAUUAUAUAAAAAAAAACAUAUUUUAUUUA